Messenger RNA from Aspergillus luchuensis, 1524 nucleotides. RefSeq lists its product as uncharacterized. The coding region runs from base 1 to 1524 and encodes 507 amino acids. The transcript has 4 exons. Gene Ontology annotation, molecular function: zinc ion binding; DNA-binding transcription factor activity, RNA polymerase II-specific. The record is from RefSeq and is a predicted model, not a curated record. Lineage: Eukaryota; Fungi; Ascomycota; Eurotiomycetes; Eurotiales; Aspergillaceae. Gene Ontology annotation, biological process: regulation of DNA-templated transcription.
AUGAGGGUCAAGCAACGGUCCGUUUGCCAAAACUGCAGAUCGAGGAAACUUGGUUGCGACGGAAAGGCACCUGAGUGUAGUCAGUGUCUACUAACAGGCCGCCAAUGUCCAGGGUACCCAGUGAACUGGUCCUUCGUACAGAGCCAAUCACAACCCGCCCGGAGUAGAAGAUCACCAUCGAACCUAUCAAAUCGGGAUCACAGCCCCCGAGACACUGCAGAACAUGAAUCAUCCUUAUCGAACAUUGCUUUUCGACCGUUGGAAGAAACUCAUUUGCUUCCAACUUCAGAAGCAGGCUACAACUUGCAUCGUGCCGAGCAGGUUGACUUCAUCAUAAGGAGCUAUGUGCCCGACGAAGAGUUAGAGCUCCCUGGCAUUAUCUCUAAUGAGCCACGGCCUCGCAUAUGUGGCUCAUGGGUCGAAGUUCUUCCCAGUCUGAGCGAAAACACUGAUUCUAAUAUCAUUCUCGCUGCCUCGAAAGCUUUAUCCACCUCAAUCAUGUCCCGGGGGUUCCCAGGAAGAGUCUCAGGUGUCGACAGCACGCGCAACUACCUUAACGCACUCAAGCUGAUGCGGAAAGAGCUCAGCACGGCGAAUAUAUCAUCAGAUCGAGAGCUACUGGCAUCAAUAAUGUGCCUCAGCUUGGCAGAGGUUAUGUUUCCUGGUCCAAGUGAAGGUUUAAAUAUGCAUAUAGAUGCUGUGGCACAAAUCCUUCAGGCAAAUGGACCCCAGCGUUAUCAAACCGGAGUUGCCCACAGGUUAUUUAUCGGCUUCCGCCCUUUAUUGAUGAUAAACGCAAUCCAAUGCCGAACUCCAUCUUUCCUGGGGUCGGAUAACUGGAAGACGACCCCUUUUGCAAUACUUAGCCCAUCCCCAAUGCAAAGCCUUCUUAGUCAGGCCGCUGCGCUUCCAACUAUUUUACAUACAUUGGAUAACUUAUCUGGUCCAGGUACUUCGAAUCAAAACCAAUGCGAGUCUAUACGCAUAUUGAAAUGUUUUGAAGACUUGUUGAACAGGUUAAAUGAGUGGGAGGCAUCUGAAUUUAACAAUGCGACGUCUCCCCUUUACUGGUACCGAGAUCAGGAUGCAGAAGAAAUCCCAUGUAUGUGGUUUCCUAGUAUUACUAUGGCCAACGCAAUCACCUAUAUCUGGGCGUUUCGCAUCAUAUGUCUCUGCGAGAUGGAGCGUCUUGCGUCGUCUCUCCCACAGCCGAGCUUUGAAUACCUGAGGAUCUUGAAGGAACAACACAUUGAGAGUGUUCAAAUAAGUUCAGAGACACUCAUGAGGCAGAUAUGCGAAAGUAUGGAGUAUCUUCUCCAGGGGGAAAUGAAACUCUUCGGUCCUGCUUCCACAAUCCUGCCUCUUCAGGUGGCCUACGCGGUAGCCACAAUGAAUGGUAAUCAGCACAACGCGCAAUUACCCACCUUGAAGAGAAUUGUCGAGCGGCUAGUUCUCAAGGGACUUCAAUCUUUUCCAAUAUUGAUAUUCGAAAAGAACUCUUUCCUUCACAGAUGGGCUAGAUAA